Molecule: messenger RNA, 2003 nt
Organism: Microplitis mediator
Lineage: Eukaryota; Metazoa; Arthropoda; Insecta; Hymenoptera; Braconidae
Product: pre-mRNA-processing factor 17-like
Exons: 3
Coding region: 167-1882 (571 amino acids)
Biological process (GO): mRNA splicing, via spliceosome
Cellular component (GO): catalytic step 2 spliceosome
Molecular function (GO): protein binding; mRNA binding
Source: RefSeq, a predicted model, not a curated record
CUGAUUUUUAUUACGUUCAGAACUUGACUACGAACAACACACGUUUAUUUCUAACCAAGUUAACCUCAAAUAUUCAAAUCCAAAUUUACUGUUUGUAAAUACAAAAUAUCUGGACCAAAAAUUUAAAAAUUUCAAAUAAUCAAACUAGCGUAAAUAAUUUAAAAAAAUGCUCGCGUUGCAAGGAUACAAGAGUAGCGACGAAGAAGAAGAUUCAUCAGCUGAUAUUCCUAAAGUUGAGGUUAACCAUGACAAUAAAUUAAUAAAUAACGAGCACAGUAUCGCGAUGUCUAUGAAAAUUUGCGCGGCCCCAGACGUGGUUCCGACUGGCACUGAACUCUGCCUCCGUCAUAUUGACUCAACGAUGACGGAACUUCCGUACAAUCCUACCUACGAUGAAUUGUUCGCACCGGAGGUUGGGCCUGAAAACCCUUUCAAAACACAGCAGCAGCGCGCUGCGAAAAAUAUAUUAUCCGGUUACGUUGAAAAAGCUCAUAUAUCGGAAUUCCAAUUUGAAAACCAGCGCAGGACUUUUACCAGCUAUGGUUACGCGCUGGAUCCAACGAUAGACGGCAGUGCAGAGGAAGGAAGAGCGAUGGUAGGAUCAACAGAUGUCGCAGAAGAAAAAGGAGCAAAGACAGUUUUCGAGCGGACACAGUUGCGACCAGCGGACAAGAGGAAACGCCACCGGAAUGACGACCCACAGGACAUUGAAGGUUUCCUGGGACCCUGGGGUGCAUUCGUUGAUGAAAAGAAGGUCAUUAAACCUACGGAAGAGGAAGCGGCAGAGCUGGAAGAGAUUCUGGCCAAAAAGAGCAAGAGAGGCAAGCAGGUGGAAGAGAAACCACUGGAAGAAAAAACUGUUUUGCACAUCAAAGACCCGGUGGAUUAUCAAGGCCGCUCGUUCCUUCAUGCUCCUCAAGAUGUUGGUGUUAAUCUACGGUCAGAUUCGCCACCGGACAAAUGCUUCCUCCCUAAAUCUCAAGUCCACACCUGGGAAGGUCACACGAAGGGAAUUUCCCAGAUUAAAUGGUUUCCCAAGACCGCUCAUCUUAUGCUGUCCUGCAGCAUGGACUGUCGGGUUAAACUCUGGGAGGUUUACAAAGACCGCAGAUGCGUACGUACUUAUUAUGGACACAGGCAAGCAGUUCGUGACAUAAGUUUUGACAAUGACGGAAAGAGAUUUUUGUCUGCUGGAUACGACCGUUAUGUCAAACUCUGGGACACCGAAACUGGCGCGUGCAUCAGUCGAUUUACCAGCAGGAAAAUUCCUUACUGCGUUAAAUUUAAUCCAGAGCACGACAAGCAGCAUCUGUUUGUUGCUGGAACUAGUGACAAGAAAAUCAUCUGCUGGGACACGAGAUCCGGGGAAAUAACUCAGGAGUACGAUCGUCAUUUGGGUGCAGUGAACACCAUAACGUUCGUAGAUGAGAACCGUCGAUUCGUCACCACGUCCGACGACAAAAGUCUUAGAGUGUGGGAGUGGGAUAUUCCCGUGGACAUGAAGUACAUCGCGGAUCCUACGAUGCAUUCAAUGCCCGCAGUCGCUUUGUCUCCCAACCAGAAAUGGUUGGCCUGUCAGUCAAUGGACAAUAAAAUAGUAAUUUUUUCGGCGUUAAAUCGAUUCAAGAUGAACCGCAAAAAAACAUUCACAGGCCAUAUGGUAGCCGGUUACGCGUGUGGUUUGGAUUUCUCGCCUGAUAUGAGUUACCUAGUAUCAGGAGACGCUGAUGGGAAGUGCUACAUAUGGGAUUGGAAGACCACCAAACUUUAUAAAAAAUGGAAGGCACAUGACGGAGUUUGUAUUUCCACACUGUGGCAUCCUCAUGAGCCUUCUCGGGUGGCCACUGCCGGUUGGGACGGCAAGAUAAAAUAUUGGGAUUAGUUUUUUACGCUUGUACUGUACAAAAAAUUAUUAUUUUUAUUAUCAUCAUCAUCCUCAUCAUCGUAAUUUAUAAUGAUACUACUAGUGCUCUACUUGUUAAUAAAUUUAUAAUUAAGAAUAU